Filobasidium floriforme is the source of this 1133-nucleotide messenger RNA. RefSeq lists its product as uncharacterized. Lineage: Eukaryota; Fungi; Basidiomycota; Tremellomycetes; Filobasidiales; Filobasidiaceae. The coding region runs from base 220 to 990 and encodes 256 amino acids. The transcript is spliced from 6 exons. The record is from RefSeq and is a predicted model, not a curated record.
AAGCGAUGCAGUUGUGACGCAACUAUCCCGAGCCGUCAAUCAAGCAAGACCACGCAACAGUCUAAACCUUGAAAGUGCGUUUGACAGUCUGGCAAUCUUGCCGACGAAAAAUCAGCAAAUCUAAGCUCAUAUAGCUACUUGUCGUCUCUCUACCUUUACCCUCGACCGUGCUUCCGAACACAGGACGUUCGAUAAUCUACACAGAACCACUUUUCCAAGAUGACGAAAUCUGACAGCGAAGUUAUCGAGCAGUUCAAUGAGUAUGUCAACAUGACCGCCGAUGAGCUGGAAGAAUGGCUCAAGUCGGACCCUUCCACCUCGUCCGGAUGGAACAAGGAGGACGGCAGCGGGGAGACCAUUGGGCACGACAGCGGAAGGAAGAUUGUCGAGAUUCUCAAGGCUAACCCUGACAAGGACUCGUCCAAGUACACUGAAGACCAGAUCGCCCACAUGCACAAGGUCGUCUCCUACUGCGCCCGUCACUUGGCGCAAGAAGCUCACAUGAAGGAUGAGAAGAGCGCCGAAGAGUUGCAAGAGACCAAAAGCUACAAGAGUCUGAAGAACUGGGGACACGAUAGUCUGAAAAAGGACGGCAAGUCGGGUUCGAGCGGGAAGAAGGCUGAGAAGGAGGACGAUGACGAGGAGAAGGAAGCUGCCCCGAGCAAGGGCAAGGGAAAGGGAAAGGCGAGCAAGGAAGAGGUUCAGGAGGAUGAGCGGAGGGAAGAGGCCGCCAAGGCGGAUCAAGAAUCGGGCGAGGAGGGAGGUAUUGUCGCUGGCAAACGGAAAAGGAAGGAGCGAGCAAUUUCUGCUGAAGAGGUACAGGAGGAUCCUGAAUACAAUUCGGAGGAGGACGACGAUUUCGCUCCUGGCGACGAUGACGACGAGGAAGAGGGUGACGACGAGGACGAGGACGAUGAUGAUGAAGAGGAGGACGAGGAUGAGGACGAGGAAGACGAUGGUCCCGCCAAGAAGAAGGCAAAGACCGGCUAGACUGAAGUUUAGGUGCUACGAGGAUUGCUCUGCUGCGAGCGAGAAUUCCCGCGAUUCUGUAGCAGAAAAAGAAGGGGCAUGCCCCGGUUGUACAAGAAGCCACGAUACGAUGAUACAUGAAACGACCAGAUCCAAAGAUAGGA